UAUUCUUAGAAUAAUGAUGUCUUUGGGAAGCCAAAAUUGGUGAAGUAUUCCAACUGCAGGAAUGUGCGAGAAGCGUCCUGCUCUCGGGAGACCUGAUGCAUUCUUGUUAAAUGCCCGUCUGAACUGUGGUUAAAUCUUCAGCUCGGUGUCAGGUGCAGCACGUGUUGGGAGCCAGGCUUUCCAUUCCGUGGUUUUACAGCUUUCAGAUGCUUCUUAAAUUCCUCUCAAAGGGAGGAAAUCAACUGUGCCGAGCCCAACUGGAAAAAGCAACGAUUGUGUUUUCUCCUUCUGCUGUCUCACUCCGAAUGCACUUGAAAUUUCUCGCUUGUUUGAGAAGUUGGAUUAUUAUUCGUGCGUUAAAUGCUCCGUUCCACCAGUAUGUACAAUCUCCAUGGUAACAAACUUCUCCCGAUGGAAGCCAGGGCAAUGCAAACAUAUCUCAUGGCUCAGUUCAGAGGCAGGUGUGUGGCCAUGUAAAUUAACACCGGCGUCUUCGGGGCUUCUGGAUGUGACUUUGGUUUCUCCUGCGACUGUAAAUGUCGGCGUGUUGAAUUCUGUGCCACGCAGUGGCUCUGGCUGGGUGGCCUAGAGUGCAACGUGCCCAGUUAUUUCCCUUUGUUCCUGCCAGGUGAGCAGCUGUAUGGAGCUUUUUUGGAGGCCCUAUGUUCCUGUACCAUUGCUCUGCAUUUUGUCUCCCUUGCUACUCCUUUCCGAUAGGAUGUCUUCUUCAAACCAAGCGUCAUCUCCAGCUAGGAUCCAUUUUACCAAUUUGCUAAUCACAGCCUCGAUGUUUUCCUUUACUCCAUAUAUCAGGAUUGAGAGCAAACACGAAGUCACAAUCUUAGGAGGACUCAAUGAAUUUGUUGUGAAGUUUUAUGGACCACAAGGAACACCAUAUGAAGGUGGAGUAUGGAAAGUUAGAGUCGACCUUCCUGAUAAAUACCCUUUCAAAUCCCCGUCUAUAGGAUUCAUGAAUAAAAUUUUCCAUCCUAACAUCGAUGAAGCGUCAGGAACUGUAUGUCUAGAUGUAAUCAAUCAAACCUGGACGGCUCUCUAUGAUCUCACCAAUAUAUUUGAAUCGUUCCUGCCCCAGCUGCUGGCCUAUCCCAACCCUAUAGAUCCUCUAAAUGGUGACGCUGCAGCCAUGUACCUCCACCGACCAGAAGAGUACAAACAGAAAAUUAAAGAAUACAUUCAGAAAUAUGCAACAGAAGAAGCACUAAAAGAGCAGGAAGAAGGCACCGGGGAUAGCUCGUCUGAGAGCUCCAUGUCUGACUUCUCGGAAGACGAAGCUCAAGAUAUGGAGUUGUAGUAGAAGAGGCAACCUGCUUUUCAGAGAGACUCUAAUUUCCUAACCAUGAGAAGCAGACUAUAAUAUUCAUAUUUAAACAAAGCAAUUUUUUUUAUUACUAAACAAGGUUUUUAUGAAUAAUAGCAUUGAUAUAUAUAUAUAUAUCACCCUUUAGAUCUUGAUUUUUUUUUUUUCUUGGUCAUUUCUCAACCCGAGGUGCAUAGCAUAUUCCCACAUUCCAUUUUGGUAGCAAUAUGCAGCCCAAAUGCAUGCAUUCAGAUUCCAUUUGGCCAAGUCAACUUGUGUGCUACUGAACUGUCAGCUCAAACAGCUGCCCUGGUAGGUAGGGAGUUAGCAAAGAUGUUUGCUUUCCGAUCGAUGUUUCCAAAGACACCACCUUGGAUGCUUGCAUGGAACGACGUUUUCUCUAAGGUAAAUCUGAGGGAUGCUCUACUUAACUGCGUAGAUCAGACAGUGGAAUGAAAGGUGCUCCUUCAGGUCAACCUUGCUGAUGGUAUUUGAUGCGGAGUCCCAUUUAAAACGUUCAAUAGAACCAGCACAGAUGCAUGGAGCUAUUCAGAGCCUUGAAGCUUAAGAGUUUUGACUUGGAUUUUAAGUCCGUUUUUAUAUGUGGACUCCUGCCUGCCCUUCUGAACCGUAGGGACUGACAACCACUGGUCCAUCCGCUUUUGGGACUUUUGGGAGCCUUCAUCUGGAUGUUUCUCUUUGAUCUGGAUUACGAGCUGUUCCCUUGCUGGGGAGGAAUUAAACACAAACAAUGCUCUUCGGUUUAGCUGGAGCACAUGUGAAGCCCGACUCUUCCUUUGUCAUAGUUCCGAAACUGCUGCCCUUCAUGGCUCCAAGUUUGCUUUUUUUCCUCUUGCUUGAAGUAUGGUUGAACACCUUGCACACACCUGCAUCUCCUACGAGGGCUCUGAUCAGAUGGACGAGCCGUGCUGAGAGCUUCGGAUCCGCAGAGAUGGGCCCCGUUGGCCGUAGUCCACGAAUCCAUCGGCACCGAUUUUAUUUUCCUUUUCUCCCCUUCUGCACCAGCUUGGUAGCCAUCUGCUUGUGUGUGUACAACAGGAUUAAAAUUUCUUAAAGUUAACAAAGAAUGUGAUCUAGGAAAAGAAAAAAAAAAAUGAGAUGAAUAAUAAUAAUAAUAAUAAAAAAAAAAAGGCUAAAAAAAGCACCAAUUGAGGAAGCAAGUGAAUCUGCUCUUUUUUUUUUUUCUGAUUUUUUUUUUCCAGGAAUGAGAUGUUUGAUUUCUUUGGGUGUCUUUCAGCAAGCUGAGAUUUGCGUUUCUUUGUUUUAAUGCUACGGGACGGAGCAAAUGUCUACCUAGGAUGCUGGUAUACUUGAAUUUGGAUAAUUGUGCGUCGGAGAUCGGAGCGGAGAUGGAUUUUAAACCUGAACGUGACCUGCUGUAUUUUGGGGGGAUUCCUGAGGGGUUUGGGUGAGACAUUUUAAUUUGUGGCGCAGCCUAUGGGACGGUGCAUGGGAACUGAUGCACCCCGUGCCACUCUGAGCAGUGUUCUGGAUGUGGGAUCGGUACAUUUUGGUUUUCCCAGUCAUGUUUUCCUUUAGGACCGCCACCGGUCAGUGGGGUUGGAAGGUUACAAUCCUAUUUCUAAUUCAUAAAGCACAAUCAAUUCAUUUUGUUUUGGAGGAGAAAAGAGAGAGAAAACAACUCAUAAAGUGUCAUUUUGCUUUAGCAUGAUUUUCCUUAAUAAAAAAUAUACGAAGAAUUUCCUUUAUGUUAAUUACGGGCAUGAAGCAAAGGGUUUUUUUCCUUUUUUUUUUCUCCCCCUUUCCCCCCUACCUCCCCUCUUUUUUUUUCUUUUAAAUCAGUAAUGUAGGGCUGUGGCUAGUGACUGUGCUGAAGUUCUCUAUCUAGCAUUUGUGGCUUGUUGGAAGGGUAAUAUUAACUAUUUAACAUGUAAUGGUGUACUUAACUCUUAUCUAGCACGCUGUUUUCUCAUUAUUUGGGGUGGGAGGGGCCACAUUUGCUGGCACUGUUUACCUUGCUUACCUGCUGACCUAGCAGUUUGCUUGUGCUAUAACCUUUACUGUAGGUGCUACUUAGGAGUAGAGUUAAGUGCUGGGUGGUGAUAUCAGUUUAAAAGAAGAAAAAAAAAAAAACACAAUAAAAAUUUGUAUUUUUUCAAUAUUGUAUAAAAACAGUGUUCUAAUUACCUCAUCCCCUUUCUUUUUGCAGGUUAACCCUAUUGCUCCCUCCCUCCCACCUUUGUUUUAAUGCAUCACGCUCGCACGUUCUCCCCUCGUUUUGUGAAAUCAGGGCACUGCAAAGCAGAGGUUCCCUGCAGAUCUGUGCUUGGCAAUGUCCUGACCCCGGUGCAGGGCUCCUGGCACUACUCUUCUUUCCUCCCCCUUUUCUCCUGUGUCAUUUUUCACCUCUUUUUCCAAGUCUUCCUCCUGAAGGAAACCUCCCCCCACCCUACCUAAUAGCUUGUAAAUAAAACCACGUGUGUAGACUGGAAGGAAAAGGUGGAGCCGUAUUGCAGCAUGGUAGCUCUUUUUUUUCAUCUUGAGGGUGGUUGUUUGUUUGUUUGUUUUUCAUUAUUAUCAUUCAGAAAUCAGUAUUGUCAUUGCCUUGUGCUCUCUUGCAGCGAUGGGAGCCUCAGCCAGCCCUACCCAUAUACCCACGUCCCCGCUCUCGGAUGAGCUCCCCGAUCCUAAACCUUGGUGCUGAAUUGGAAACAGGCUUUGCCUUCUGAUACCAUCGAUUCCCCCUUUUGGAUGUUGAGGAUUUUGUUUCUCUGUGGUGCAUGAGCCACCAGCAAGGUCAUUGGAAGCUCCUUGGUGUCCUUGACACUGCGCCAUGGGGUCAGUGGAAUGCGUUCCCCAAGGGCUUUUUUCCUCCAUCCUGUUGGUCAUUGGAAGCUCCUUGGUGUCAUCACCACUGUCCCUUGGGAUCAGCGGGAUGUGUUUCCCGAUGGCUUUGUUCCUCCAUCUCAUAGCUUUGGUCAUUAGAAACUCUUUAAUGCCAUUGACACUGUGCGAUGGGGUCAAUGGGACAUGUUUCCCCCAUGGCUUUGCUCCUCCAUCCCAUAGUUUUGGUCAUUGGAAAUGCCUCUGUCUCAAUGGGAUGUGUUUCCCCAAUGGCUUUGUUCUCUAAUCCCAAAGCUUUGGUCAUUGGAAGCUCCUUGGUAUCAUCAACACUGCCACGGGAUCAGUGGGUUGCAUUCCCCAGUGUCUUUUUUUCCUGCAUUCCACUGCUCAGUGGAAGCUCCUUGAUGUCAUCAACACUGUGCCCUGAGGUCAGUGGGGCAUGUUCCCCAAUGGCGUUGUUCCUCCAUCCCAUAGAUUUGGUUCUUGGAAACUUCUCAAUGUCUAUAGGACACAUUCCCCAAUGACUUUGCUCCUCCAUCCUAUUGGUCAUUGGAAGCUUCUUGGUGUCAUCGACACCGUCCCAUGGGUCAGUGGGACAUGCUUCCCCAAUGGCUUUAUUCUUCCAUCCCACAGUAGAAACUCUUUGAUAUCACUGACACUGCCAUGAGGUCAAUGGGACAUGCACCCUGAUGGCUUUGUUCUUCCAUCCCAUAGUUUUGGUCACUAGAAACUCCUCAGUGUCAAUGGGAUGUGUUCCCCAGUCCCAUAGCUUUGGUCACUGGAAACUCCUUGGUGUCUAUGGGAUGCAUUCCCCAAUGGCUUUGUUCCUCCAUCCCAUUGAUCACUGGAAGCUCCUUGGUGUCAUCAACACCAUCUCUUGGGGUCAGUGGGACAUGUUUCCCCAGUGGCUUUGUUCAUCCUAUAGCUUUGGUCACUGGAAACUCCUCGAUGUCAACAGGAUGUGUUCCCCAAUGGCUUUGUUCGGCCAUCUCAUAGCUUUGCUUUGCAGGCAGCAUGGAGCAGAGCUUUGCUAUCAGCUCAGUACCACUCAACCUCGACUGGGACGAGCACAUGCCCCACAUCCAAGGCUCUUCUUCCCAUCCUAGGAAGGCUCGGAGGUGUUUCACCACUUCUUUUCUUCCUUCUUGCUCGCCCCAAGUUCUACUGGCACUUUCACAGGGGUGUUUGCAGCGUGAGAAAUGGCCAUUAUUUUACUGACUGUAUUUGGUACCUAUCGUGUGAUACUUGAAGAGAUCGGGGCGUUUUGCCCUUCAUAUGAGUCUGAACUCUUUAUUUCCCCCCCCCCGCCCCUUUUUUUUCUUGCGUUGUGAUGUAGUGGGCACAUCCGCCCCCGCUGACGAAAUGCCUCUUCUCUAAGAGUAUAACCUCUCCGGUAGUUGUGUAUAAUGACAGAACUGUAAACUUUUUUUAAAAUAAAAAUAUGUAUAUACCUCAAA
This is a messenger RNA of Numida meleagris (helmeted guineafowl), 5601 nucleotides long. RefSeq names its product ubiquitin conjugating enzyme E2 H (gene UBE2H). The coding region runs from base 641 to 1312 and encodes 223 amino acids. The record is from RefSeq and is a predicted model, not a curated record. Gene Ontology annotation, cellular component: nucleus. The transcript has 7 exons. Gene Ontology annotation, biological process: protein polyubiquitination; ubiquitin-dependent protein catabolic process. Gene Ontology annotation, molecular function: ubiquitin conjugating enzyme activity. Lineage: Eukaryota; Metazoa; Chordata; Aves; Galliformes; Numididae.